Molecule: messenger RNA, 727 nt
Organism: Rhipicephalus sanguineus (brown dog tick)
Lineage: Eukaryota; Metazoa; Arthropoda; Arachnida; Ixodida; Ixodidae
Gene: mRpL48
Product: 39S ribosomal protein L48, mitochondrial
Exons: 6
Coding region: 118-678 (186 amino acids)
Cellular component (GO): mitochondrial ribosome
Source: RefSeq, a predicted model, not a curated record
CAUAAUCCGAUUGGUAGCCAAAUGGUAGCCAAGAAAAGUUGAGACAAGGCUCUGGUUGGUUUGGAUUGGUGUUCGCACGUUUUGCGGGACCGGCAGUUUUGCAACGACACAGUCAACAUGAACAGGACCGGAGUAUCGACCUUACUACAGCUCACAAGUCGGGCUUUAAGGACCCGUGUCACGAACUCAAGGUCCAUCAUGAAGUACCACGAACCAGAAUAUCUCAAGUUUUUGCAACCGCCUCUGCCAGUGUACGAAGGAUUUAUUAACGUCCAGCUGAAAGGUUACGACUUCACCGUGCUCGAAAACAACGCCAGAAAAGUGGCUAAAAUAGCCUCGAUGUUGGGCAUUCGGGUUUCAGAAUGCUGGGCUACCCCUCUUGAAUCCAUGACGAUAUCUACAUACAAACCACAGAGCACUACAGUCGAAGACACGUUCAAGCUAAACGUUUACGAGCGAAACAUCCAGGUGUCUGAACUGUCGGGAGUUAUGGCGCCCAUCUUUCUGGAGGCCGUCCAGCUCAGUCUGGCCGAGGGCGUCAGGCUCAGUGUUCACCGACACCUCCCCGAGCACGAGGAGAUCCGCUACGUUCCCGACCUGGAGUUGGAAGAGCUACAGAGGCAGCUUGACGAAAUAGUCAACCCACCCACGUCGAAGCACGUCAAGAAGCCGUUCUAAUGCAUUUUGUAUAGCUUUAUUUGUAAAUAAAUUGUGGACGCCUUCGGAA